This is a messenger RNA of Bipolaris sorokiniana ND90Pr, 1140 nucleotides long. RefSeq names its product glycosyltransferase family 25 protein. The record is from RefSeq and is a predicted model, not a curated record. The transcript is spliced from 4 exons. Lineage: Eukaryota; Fungi; Ascomycota; Dothideomycetes; Pleosporales; Pleosporaceae. Bases 1 to 1140 code for a protein of 379 amino acids.
AUGAGAUUGGGUACAUCAAGAGCUCCACCGCCAGGCAUCAACACUGCUCAGUUGAGGGUAGCCAGGGUUGAGCCUGCUGAUGACCCCAUAUGGGAUACUCAAAACAGUACUCUGGGUUUCCAAAAGAUCUAUGCAAUCUCCAUGGCACAUCGUCCCGAUAAACGGGAUUAUCUUGCCCUCAUGGCUUUGGUAUCGCAUCUCGAUAUCGAAUUUAUAGAUGGUGUGAAUGCAACAUUGAUGCACCCAAAGGCAUUUCCAGCUUUCUGGAGAGGUGAAGAAGGCCUCGGUGCGUAUGGUUGUUGGCGCGCACAUCUGAACGUCUAUCAAAAGAUGGUGCAGAAUCAAGUUCAAUCGGCUCUCAUUAUCGAAGAUGAUGCAGACUGGGACGUACUGCUGAAAUCACAGAUGCUCUCCUUCGCCCGCGGCGUCCGGGCCAUUCAGGAUAGUACGUUGCCUCUACACUCCCCUUACGGAGACUCGUGGAAUUUGCUCACCCUCGGUAAUCUCGGAGUGAACAACAAACCACACAAAUCCGGGAAGUACUACGUUACCCAUAAUGAUCCGACGGUAAUAUCGGAAUCACGGCGGACAAUUCGUCGUAAACCGGAUCUGAGUGCGGAAAAGUUAAAGGGGAAGCACACACGAAUCAUCAUGGAGGUAAACAAGUUGACUGGUGCGGGUGCCUAUGCAUUAUCCCUCCGUGGAGCAGCUAGGCUGUUGUAUGACCAGUCGCUGCUACCAAAUGCCCAGCCUAUUGAUGUCGCAAUCCCACAACUUUGCCGCCACGAUGAUGACUGGCCCGAGCCUUUUUGCUUGGGGGCAUACCCCACAAUAUUCGGACUGUAUCGUGGUAUUGGAGCUUUGGAUAGGGACUCUGAUCGCAAAGUUGAAGAUGACGAGGACAAAUCUAAUUAUAGUGGACGCCGAGGCAAGCUUAUGCGAAAGAAAGGAGAGAGUAAGUAUACGGUGUUUCCAGUGAGUUUAAAUAUGAGAGGGUUGUUGCAGCAGGAGACCAAGUUCCAAGCUGUCGACCCUGCUCAGGAUAUGAUGGCAGAGGUAGAUAUAAGCACAUUCGAAUUCCCGAUGGGAGAGGUGGUUACUGUGGAGCCGGAAGAGUUUGCAUCACGAUCGGUGACCUGA